This is a messenger RNA of Schizosaccharomyces osmophilus, 1245 nucleotides long. RefSeq names its product Hsp40 family DNAJ domain protein Mas5 (gene mas5). Bases 1 to 1245 code for a protein of 414 amino acids. Gene Ontology annotation, molecular function: Hsp70 protein binding; ATP binding. Lineage: Eukaryota; Fungi; Ascomycota; Schizosaccharomycetes; Schizosaccharomycetales; Schizosaccharomycetaceae. The transcript has a single exon. Gene Ontology annotation, biological process: response to heat; protein refolding. Gene Ontology annotation, cellular component: cytosol; cytoplasm; nucleus. The record is from RefSeq and is a predicted model, not a curated record.
AUGGCUAAAGAAACGAAACUUUAUGAGACUUUAAACGUCGACCCUUCUGCUUCUCCCAACGAUUUGAAGAAAGCCUAUCGUAAAUUGGCCUUAAAGUAUCACCCUGACAAGAACCCCAAUGCCGGUGAUAAAUUUAAGGAAAUUAGCCGUGCUUAUGAAAUUCUCUCGGAUGAGGAAAGACGUUCCACCUACGAUCGUUUCGGCGAAGAAGGAUUACAAGGUGGUGGUGCUGGUGACGGUAUGUCUGCUGACGACUUGUUUGCUUCCUUCUUUGGCGGCGGCAUGGGUGGCAUGGGUGGCAUGUUCGGUGGUGGCAUGCCCCGUGGCCCUCGUAAGGGUAAAGAUUUGGUUCACACCAUCAAGGUCACCCUUGAAGAUCUUUACCGCGGUAAGACUUCCAAGCUUGCUUUACAAAAGAAGGUCAUUUGCUCCAAGUGCAGUGGCCGUGGUGGUAAGGAAGGUGCUGUCCGUACUUGCCAAUCUUGUAGCGGUUCUGGUGUCAAGUUCAUCACCCGUGCCAUGGGUCCUAUGAUCCAACGCAUGCAAAUGACCUGUCCCGAUUGUGACGGUGAAGGUGAAUCUAUCCGUAGUGAAGACCGCUGCAAGGAGUGCAAUGGUGCCAAGGUUUCCUCUCAACGUAAGAUCCUUACCGUUAACGUCGAAAAGGGUAUGCACAACGGUCAAAAGAUUGUUUUCAAGGAAGAAGGUGAACAAGCUCCUGGCAUCAUCCCCGGUGAUGUUAUCUUCGUCGUCGACGUUAAGGAACAUCCUAGAUUCAAGCGUAAUGGUGAUCACCUAUUUUAUGAAGCCCAUGUAGACUUGCUUUCUGCUUUGGCCGGUGGUCAAAUUGUCAUCGAGCAUUUGGACGACCGUUAUUUGACUGUCCCCAUCAUCCCUGGUGAGUGUAUUCGUCCCAACGAACUCAAGGUUAUCACCGGUCAAGGUAUGCUUUCUCAACGUCACCACCAACCCGGUAACCUCUACGUUCGUUUCACCGUUGAUUUCCCUGAACCCAAUUUUGCUUCUGAAGAAAAGCUUUCUCUCCUUGAACAAGUCUUACCUCCUCGUAAGGUUGAAAAGGCUCCCAAGAAGGCUGUUACUGAAGAAUGUGUUCUUGGUAACGUUGAUCCUACUGAGUCCGUUCGCAUUGAUAACAAUGUCAACCCUACUACUGCUACCGCUAUGGACGAGGAAGAGGAGGAAGAUGAUGGUGGACAUCCCGGUGUUCAAUGUGCUCAACAGUAA